AUGGGUUUAUAUUCCAGUGACGACGUGGACAACAGGAGAAGACGGAUCUGGACUUUACUGGUGAAUAGUGAUGAAAGCGAAUAUGUUACUGCUGGUAGUGAUGGAAGAAUUGUCGUUUGGAAGGACGUUUCUGAUGAACGUCGAAGGGAGGAAGAAGCUAAAGUCAGAAAACAAUUGGAAGAAGAACAGACCCUCAGCAAUCUUCUAGAGGAGGACCGAUUACAAGAAGCACUGGAAUUCGCUCUUGGAUUGGUUCGGCCUUUUUGUGCUUUGAAGGUUAUUGAUAAACUGAGCGAUCGUGAUGAACUUAUGCUGUCUCUGACGAAACUGGAUAAGCAAAAAGUUCAAAUUUUGCUUGGUUUUGUCACACAAUGGAAUACAAACAGUCGAACAUCCCUGGCUAGCCAGAAUGUGUUAAACUGCCUGCUGAAGAUAAUGCCACCCGAAGAAUUGCUGGAACUGCCCAACAUUAGAUCUACCAUUGAGUCGUUGAUUCCUUAUACUAGAAGGCACAUGGAGCGUUUGAAUAGAGCAAGACAAGAAGUGUCACUGUUACGUUUCACAUGGAAUCAAAUGCGUUUAAAUUGA
Molecule: messenger RNA, 588 nt
Organism: Ostertagia ostertagi
Lineage: Eukaryota; Metazoa; Nematoda; Chromadorea; Rhabditida; Trichostrongylidae
Source: the annotation of a GenBank genome assembly